Messenger RNA from Triticum aestivum (bread wheat), 1086 nucleotides. RefSeq names its product benzyl alcohol O-benzoyltransferase-like. Lineage: Eukaryota; Viridiplantae; Streptophyta; Magnoliopsida; Poales; Poaceae. The record is from RefSeq and is a predicted model, not a curated record. The transcript has 2 exons. Bases 1 to 1086 code for a protein of 361 amino acids.
AUGCAUCGCCAAACCAAUUCGCUGAGGCAGUUGCAAAUCAAGUACUAUCACCUCAAGUUUCUUUUCCCAAAAAUGUCUGUGGCACGGACGCUGACGACCUUGUCCAUCCGGCGGGGCGAGCGCGAGCUCGUGGCGCCGGCGAGGCCCACGCCCUACGAGUUCAAGGUGCUCUCCGACAUCGACGACCAGGAGGUCCUCCGCUUCUAUCGCUCCGGCGCCUUCUUCUACCGCGGCGACGCCUCCAAGUCCGGCAUUGACCCGGCGAAGGCCAUCAAGUCGGCGAUCUCGGAGGCGCUCGUGCACUACUACCCUCUCGCCGGCCGGUUCCGGGAGCUCCAGCCGACGAGGAAGCUCGUGGUCGAGUGCACGGGGGAGGGGGUCGUGUUCGUCGAGGCGGACGCCGACGUCCGGAUGGAAGACUUUGGAAACUCGCUGGCACCGCCGGUGCCAUGUUACGAUGAGCUGUUGCCCGAGCAGGAGAGCGCGACCGCCGUUGUCGUCGACCGUCCUUUGCUCUUUGUUCAGGUGACGCGGCUGAGGUGCGGAGGCUUCGUCUUCGGGUUCCAGAUAUGCCACUGCAUCGCCGACGGCCCGGGGAUCGUGCAGUUCCUGACGGCGCUGACGGAGUUCACCCGCGGCGUGCCGGGCGCGCCGACCCUGUGCCGGAGGCCCCUCGGCGAGGCGCUGCGGCUGCUGCUGGAGGCCAAGGCGCGGGCGGAGCAGGAAGGGUACGUGCAGUCGGCGGCCGGCUUCAACGCGGCGCACAGGAGGCCGGCGUUCCCCAAGGCCCGGACGUACCUCAUCUCGGACAUGACCCAGGGGGGGAUGAUGGCGGUGGAUUUCGGGUGGGGCACGCCGGUGUACGGAGGGCCGGCGACGAUCAUUCUGGCCACGUUCCAUCUGGAGGGGAGGAACGAGGCCGGUGAGGUGGGCGUCAACGUACCGACGAGGUUGCCUGUGCUGGCGCUGGAGCGGCUGAAGGUGGAGGUGAGCAAGGGGCUAACGGUCAGCGGUCGGACUGUCACUGAACCUGCGGACAAGAGCAAGUCAGCCUUGGUUCCUGGUCACGCUCUCGCAAAGCUGUAG